GUAAUGAUGGCACUGUGCCCUAUCACAGGGCGCUCGUUUUAAAAUCGAUCCGCAAUGGUCCAGGAACUUAGCAUCGUAUCAGAUCCUGUUAUGCUACAUAUUUGGUCUUGUCUGCAUAAUUACGCGUACGAAGAUGCUAUUUUCGCAGCGGAGCGUUUAUAUGCAGAAACACAUAGUAGCGAGAGUCUUUAUUUGCUCGCCACUAGCUUAUACAGAAUCGGACGCCCGAAGCAAGUUUGCCGCUUGUUACUUUCUGGUGUUCCUCUGAGCCCCAAAAGCCGUUAUUUGUUGGCCAAAUGUUACUCCGAAUUUGGGUCUCUCAAUGAAGCCGAAGAGGCACUACUGGGCCAUUCAUUGUCCUCCAGACCGCUUGAUGAAGUGGCAAGCUUGUAUAACGAGCAGGCGGGUUAUGCGAUCCUACUGUUAGGAGAUAUUCAGAGGCGGCAAGGAAGAUUGAGGGAUGCAUCUCAAUGUUACAAGAAAAGCUUGGAGCUGAAUCCAAUGCUUUGGAGCGCGUUCAAAAAUCUAUGUGAUAUCGGAGAGCUUCCUAAUCCUGCAUUGGCGUUCCAACUUCACGAUGGCCUUGCUCUUCCGACCGCAACUUACCGGCUACUUAAUCACACUGUCGUGGGAGGGAGCGAUCAAAACAUUCCCAGUCAAGCUGUGCAGGACCGAGAUCAGUCAGCAGUGGAGAUUUGUCGUGAAAAUCUGAAUCCAGACAAAUCAUCCACCAAAACCAUGCUUUCAAGUACUGGCCUCCGCGAAAAACCAUGUGCGGACUACUUGGAUACCACACAUAACCGCGCUUAUGUAACGCAUUUUUCAAACUCUGUCACCGCCUGCGAGAGCAAAGGACUUGAAUCCAUGCAGACGCCGCAGAUAAACAUGUCAACUAGCAAUGUGCCAAUGGCACCCAAGCCUAAGCCAACACUACGGGAGUUAUCGGGCUCGUUGUUCUCUGGACGGGAAUUGGAUCUAGACAUCCGUUCUCUUUCUCCAAAGUUCGGUGCAUUGGCCCUACUUUCCCAAAGUCCCAUGUUUGCCUGUGUCCCUGUUUUCCACAAACGGUCAAUUGUCCCAGCUGCCUCAGAGAACAUUCUUUCGAACUCUUUGAGAUACGGAAAUUAUCAAUCCGCCCCCCUCAGACCAUGUGGACAGAAUGGUUCCAUCGGACCAGCCACCGGCGGGACUCGUAGCAUCAUCACCAGCCCAGUUAGUUCAACCAAUGUUCGUAGACGUUCCAAGAAUAGCAACUCCGAUCCGCUCUUUGAGCCUGCGCCGCCGGCGCAUAACACGAGGAUUGACGUCAUUUCGAAGAGCGACUCACCCAUUCACUGCACUCCGGAACAGACAGUUACUUCAACUCCCGCAUGUCUCGCUGACUCCUUACGCAAAUUAGUCUCCCCUAUUUCUACAACUUCGUUUCUAGGACUCCCUACAUCACAUGCCAGCUCUGAAACCGACAGCGGUUCUCCAGCUCAUCGAUGCGGUCAUCCUUUACUGCGCAGUUCUGGCCAUCGUACCGUAGUUUCAUUGGGAAGCUCUGAUCUGACGCCUCGAUCUACUCUCCAGUUGUUGAACGCAAGCUCCCCAACUGCAGGAGCUCUCAGCGUAUCCACAGCUGGACACCCGGCACCUCGCACGAAUUCCGGGUCGGCCACUGACGAAUGUCAACCUGUUGGUCCACGCACAAGGUCACAAGUUGCUGCGGCGGCGGCUGUGGCCCGAGCUUCCGGCAUUCAGCGACGAUCUAAUAGAACAAUUCGCGGCAAAGGUUUUUCAAAGAAUUCUGGUCCUCCUAACAUCUCUUCACGCGAUACCCCUGUUCAGAUAAGGAGUAAACGAGUCACAACACCAGAUAGGGAAUUUUAUUCAGAAUGUUACGCUACAGAACGUUCUCCUGGCUCUUUCGGAUUGCAUCCUCACUCAUGCGAUCUCGUCAGUGUCGAAGUUCCUGUGUCCACUGCCGAAGAUCCAAGAGUCACUUCUCUGCAAAACUACCUGAAGCUACUUCGACAUUUGGGUAAAGCUUAUCAAUUCUUUGUUCAGCACGAUUGGCGUUCUGCUACGCGUUUACUGUGCAGCCUUCCUCCUGCUCAAUUAGCCACCGGGCGCGUGCUAGCGUGGGCCGCUCGCGCUCACAUGGACAGUGCAGAAUACUCGAAAGCACAGAAGCUGUUUAACGAAGCCCGUAUGGUUGAACCUUGGCAAUUGGUUGGGAUGGACUUCUAUUCCACGGUUCUGUGGCAGUUGCAGGCAGAUCACGAUCUGUCUAAUCUUGCACACGAACUACUAGAACUGGAUCGGAAUGCUCCUGAGCCAUGGUGUGCAGCGGGCAAUUGCUUCUCUCUGCAUGGCGAACAUGAAGUUGCGGUUCGAUUUUUUCAGCGAGCUAUUCAGGUUUGCCCAACCAGUGUGUACGCGUUCACUCUCCUUGGACACGAGCUGUCCACACUUGAAGAAUUCGACCGCGCCGUGAACGCAUUCAGGCAUGCUUUACGCCUCGACCCUCGGCAUUACAAUGCCUUGUUCGGUAUUAGCAAUGUUUAUUACAAACAAGAAAAGUUUGAACUAGCUGAGACACAUUUGACCAGAGCUGUGGCGCUAUUUCCCCACUCACAUUUAUUGUUAGCAAAUUUGGGUGCUCUGCGUGGCAGGCUUGGGCACCUUGAUGAUGGACCAGACAGUGCAUUGGCUUUGGUCACCAAGGCUUGUAAAUUGCAACCCAACAAUCCUCUGGCGCGCUAUCAUCGCUCCUCCAUCUUGUUUCAUCUGGGUCGCUAUCCUGAAGUGUUGGUGGAAUUGCAGAAACUGCUCGUGCUUACUCCUCGGGAGGCCAUGGUCUACCUCAUGAUCGGUCACACGUACAAGAAGAUGGGUAACACUCCCCAGGCUAUGAUUCACUACUCUUGGGCAAUGGGUUUGGAUCCCAAGGGAGCUAAUACUCACUUAAGAGAUAUCAUGACGAAUCCGCCAGUCGUGGGUCACAGUCUCUCUUCUCGUCGUGAGACUAUGGGAGUGGAGAAUGGCGCCCUCAGUUCCACUCGCACUACGCGUUCUAGGUUGGCGACCGUGCCGGAUGACGCGCAACCGGAAGCGGAGGAGGCCGGUGAUGAUAGGCCAUCUUUGCCUGAGUCUUCUUUUGGCGAUCCUGACGUUCAGCUAACUACUGAUGAGACUAUGGAUCGUAUUUUCCACUCCGAUCAAUUCAACAGUUCCAACGCCACUCAGAGCAGAGCCGCGCGCCACCUACUUGAUCUUUCAUUUCUGUACGAUGCCGAAGAUUAUGACGAUGCCGCGCUUUCUGCAACCGAAGAUGCCGACGAUCAUUAUGAAACAAUGGAUCUGAGCGGUGAAGUCGAGGACGGUAGCAGUCACAGUGUGACCGAUGACUAAUUUUCCAUCAAUCCAUCUUCUCGACUUGCAUAUUCCGGCGUUCGGUUUCUUGAUCUUCUGUUUCUUUUUGUGCGGGCGGCCUAAUUUGUCCCCAAAAACAGCGACCUUGUGUAUUAUAUUGUGAUGUGACCUCAACGUUCACUUACGCGUAUGGAAGAUUAUAUCUUGAUGCAAUUUUUCACUUUUAUCCAAAUCACCCGUGUGGCAUUGGAAAACGAUGUUAUUCCAUUCGUCAGAUUCACACGAUUUCUUAUCAGCAGCCACCCAAACCGAAUGAACUGCUCUGUAGCUCAGUGUGUAGCGUCAAGCAGUUUCUGUAAUCUGAAAGCUUUCAACUUUACUUUUAGCCACUCGUUCAAUCUACGUCUGACUUUAU
This is a messenger RNA of Dicrocoelium dendriticum, 3772 nucleotides long. The record is from the annotation of a GenBank genome assembly. Lineage: Eukaryota; Metazoa; Platyhelminthes; Trematoda; Plagiorchiida; Dicrocoeliidae.